CAAAAUGGCAAGCGAAGUCGGUAAAGUAACAACAGUGAAAGAUAUCCAGGUUGAAAUUGUGGAAGAUAAAAAGCCUGAUGGAGUCAUUUCUAGAUUAAAAUCGUUCGUUAAAAGCAAGAACAAAUUGUUAACUUUAUUGACAAUAAUUGGAGUGUCUGUGGGAUUUACAGCUGGAUUUGUGUUAAAUGGCCUUCAACUAUCCGACUCUGCGCUCUUAUGGAUAGGAUUACCAGGUGAACUAUACAUGAGAAUAUUAACAGCUACAAUAUUACCUCUAAUUAUAAGCAGUGUCAUUGUAGGUGCCGCAUCUGUAGACCCUAAAGCCAAUGGUAGAAUAAGUGCUAUAGCGUUGGGCUACAUUAUUCUUACUAAUGGGUUUGGUUCUUUAUUUGGUUUGAUAUUUGCUGUGAUUAUAAAACCAGGUUCUGGGCAGUCGGUUGUUGAUGAUUCAGUUCAACCAGAUACACAAAACUUACAGACAGAAGACAUAUUUGCUGAUUUAAUCAGGAAUUUAUUUCCGGACAAUAUUGUUGGAUCUACGUUUCAGAAAUCUCAGACUAAGUAUAAAAUUAAACAAUUACCAGGUGUUGAGAAUGUAUCUGGUAUACUGGUUAAUACAACCACCGAAGUUUAUACUAAAAGUGUUGGUACUAUACAGGGCACAAACAUUCUUGGUUUAAUUAUCUUAUGUGCGCUGUUUGGUAUGGCGGCAGGUAGAAAUAAACAAACUACAGAACCUUUUAUCAAAUUCUUUAAAGCAACUGAAACGGUGAUCAGUUUAGUUUUAGGGUGGAUAAUUUGGUACACGCCUCUUGGUGUCGCUAGUUUAAUAGCUCAUGCUAUAGCCAAGGCAAGUAGCAUUGUUACCAGUUUUACCAGUUUAGGAAUGUUCCUGCUUACACUGACUGUUGCUGUAUUUGUCUACGAAUUUAUGUUCAUGCCCUUAAUGUACUUCAUUACCGUAAGAAAGAACCCCUAUAGAUUCCAUCUGACGGCAGUUAAAGCAAUAAUGACUGCAUUUGUGGCAUUAAGCACGGCCAUUGCUAUUCCUGAAAUGAUAAAGUGUGUUGAAAACAAAAACAAAGUUGACCCGAAAGUUUCCCGAUUUGUUCUUCCAUUAGCUGCUGCACUGAAUCGAGAUGGUAGUGCCCUCUUUAUUUGUGUGACGUCAAUAUAUAUUUGUGAAAUCACGGGGAAUCUUCAUACCGGCAAUGUGAUUAUGGUUGGGAUUUUAGCGUUUGUUGGUUCAUUAGCUAUUCCAGCAAUUCCAAGUGCUAGUAUUGUUACACUGAUCAUUAUAAUGUCUUCAUUGGGUGUGCCUCCUGCCAAUAUAGGUUUAAUCAUGGCCCUUGAAUGGUUCACUGAUCGUCUACGUUCAACGAUUAAUUGUUAUGGAUGUAUGAUGUGUACUGCUAUAACUUUCCGCUAUACAAAAGAUUACAUCCAAUCUGACCAGGAAGAAAAGGAUAAAAUACAUCCUCUUAUAGAAGGCACACAUAUGUAACACAAUGAUUGAUUUCCCGAACCUAAAAUUACUAUUAUUAUAUUUUUUACAUAUAGUUUUCUUUAAAGACAUAACUUGGCAGCACAUCUUACAGGUUGAUGUAGGCCUUCGGGUAGAAAUAGGCCGAGUGUAACGAAUUUGAUAAACACGUUCCCACGUUUGUUGUUUCUAAUGUUUAUAAUAUUCAACGUCCCAGAGCUCGUUACUGUUCCUGUCGUCAUUAGCCCAGUCGGAGCAGAACAGUAGGACGUUAAACCCCAUUUCAUUUCGUUACUACACAAGCGAUAUCUACUGUAGAAUGUAUUAUUGGGUGAUAAAUGCAUUUGGCCUCUAAAAGGAAUAACGUGGUUGAGUGUGAAAUUCUGUGAUUUUUUACUGUAACAAUUGACAUUUGGAACACAAGUUUUUGAUUUUAACCAAAUAAAAGAUUUAUAAGAC
Patella vulgata (common limpet) is the source of this 1942-nucleotide messenger RNA. Its product is annotated as excitatory amino acid transporter. The transcript has 10 exons. Gene Ontology annotation, molecular function: glutamate:sodium symporter activity; neutral L-amino acid transmembrane transporter activity; L-glutamate transmembrane transporter activity. Gene Ontology annotation, biological process: L-glutamate transmembrane transport. The record is from RefSeq and is a predicted model, not a curated record. Gene Ontology annotation, cellular component: plasma membrane. NCBI's taxonomy places the organism in Eukaryota, Metazoa, Mollusca, Gastropoda, Patellidae. The coding region runs from base 5 to 1504 and encodes 499 amino acids.